GUCCGAGUACUACAACGACAUUGCCACGACAUGACUCAUCUCUGCCACUACAUCGCUCUUCUUCGGUGCUGCUUCGUCAGGGGCAGACAUCGCAGGACCAUGGCAUGGGCUUGGAUUCGAAGCCCGAGCUGUAUCUUUCCCCAAACCCAUAUGCAUACACAGGAUAUGGCGCAUACACUCAAGGUGAGGGAUCUCAGCCGUAUCUCUCCACGCGAGGGAUCUCCAUGCCCGAGGAGACUCGUGUCCCAGAUUUAAACCAGUACCAGGUAGAAUGUCCAGACAGUACAUGCGAGGGAUCUGAUCAGGGCAUACCUGAUGUAAAUUGGGACGAUGAGUACACCCAACCUGGCGACAAUGUUAACGCAGUAGAUAUAAAUUUCUUCAGAGAGGACGUUAUUGGCCCAUCUUUUAUCCCUGAGGAGUCACAACAACCAUACGCCUACAAUUACGCAUCAGGUUCGCAACAAGUAUUACAGACUCCACCACCUAUGCAGGAGUCGUAGACACAGGAAGACCAACUGGAGUACGAUCGCGGUCUUCAUGUAACUCGACCACCUAAUCGCUUGGAGCUUUCCGGUCCGAAGGGAAGGCCAGGUGGCCGUCGUCGACUACAAUGAUUAAUAUAUUCACGUGUGCGACCCAUUGUAUCUACAUA
Aegilops tauschii subsp. strangulata is the source of this 655-nucleotide messenger RNA. The record is from RefSeq and is a predicted model, not a curated record. Lineage: Eukaryota; Viridiplantae; Streptophyta; Magnoliopsida; Poales; Poaceae.